This is a messenger RNA of Sciurus carolinensis (gray squirrel), 3173 nucleotides long. It is a transcript of the gene Acot4, whose product is annotated as acyl-CoA thioesterase 4. Gene Ontology annotation, biological process: fatty acid metabolic process; acyl-CoA metabolic process. Gene Ontology annotation, molecular function: fatty acyl-CoA hydrolase activity. Lineage: Eukaryota; Metazoa; Chordata; Mammalia; Rodentia; Sciuridae. The record is from RefSeq and is a predicted model, not a curated record. Gene Ontology annotation, cellular component: peroxisome. The annotation marks the transcript as partial. The transcript has 3 exons.
UUUCUGGGACUCAAUCAGGCGCGCCACACAUCAUUCCCAAGGGGCCUCUUGCUUAUCGGCUCAAGGUUCACCCUGGCUGCGAGACUGAUCCUAGAGCCCGCGGGCGGCUGCUGCUGGGACCAGCCGGUGCGCAUCGCCGUGCGCGGCCUGGUCCCGGAGCAGCCCGUCACGCUGCGCGCGUCCCUGCGCGACGAGAAGGGCGUGCUCUUCCGAGCCCACGCGCGCUACCGCGCGGACGCCGGGGGCGAGCUGGACCUGGCGCGCGCACCCGCGCUGGGCGGCAGCUUCGCCGGCCUGGAGCCCAUGGGGCUGAUCUGGGCCAUGGAGCCUGACAAGCCGUACUGGCGCCUGCUGAAGCGGGACGUGCAGACGCCCUUCGUGGUGGAGCUGGAGGUGCUGGACGGCCACGAGCCCGACUGCGGGCGUCUGCUGGCCCGGGCGCUGCACGAGCGCCACUUCAUGCGGCCUGGGGUGCGGCGGGUGCCGGUGCGCGAAGGUCGGGUGCGCGCCACGCUCUUCCUUCCACCCGGACCUGGUCCCUUUCCGGGGAUCAUUGACAUCUACGGAGUUGGAGGGGGCCUGUUGGAAUAUCGAGCCAGCCUUCUGGCUGGCCAUGACUUUGCCACAUUGGCUCUAGCUUUUUAUGGCUUUGAAGAUCUCCCCAAGGAUUGCAGCGACAUACACCUGGACUACUUUGAAGAAGCUGUGUGCUAUAUGCUUCAACAUCCCCAGGUAAAGGGCCCAGGCAUUGGGCUUCUGGGCAUUUCUCUAGGAGCUGACAUUUGUCUCUCAAUGGCCUCAUUCUUGAAGAAUGUCUCAGCCACGGUAUCUAUCAAUGGAUCUGGGAGCAGCGGAAACACAACCAUACACUACAAACAGAUUAGCAUCCCACCACUGGGCCUUGACCUGAGGCGAAUCAAGGUUACUUUCUCAGGCAUUCUGGACAUUGUAGAUAUACGGAAUGAUUUUGGGGUAGAGUCUGAGAACCCCAGUAUGAUUCCAAUAGAGAGGGCGCAAGGGCCCAUUCUUUUCAUUGCUGGUCAGGAUGACCAUAACUGGAGGAGUGACUUAAAUGUGCAAAUGGCCUCUGAAUGGUUACAGGCCCAUGGAAAGAAAAAACACCAGAUCAUCCUUUACCCUGGGACUGGGCACUACAUCGAACCUCCUUAUUUCCCCUUGUGCCCAGCUUCUACGCACAACUUGUUGAACAAAGUUGUGCUCUGGGGUGGGGAGCCCAGAGCUCAUUCUAAGGCCCAGGUGGAUGCAUGGAAGCAAAUUCUAUCCUUCUUCUGCCAACAUCUUGGAGGCACCCACAAGAGUGUGUCCCCCAAGUUGUAAUGCAUCUGUCUGUUAUUGAGAGGGGAGAUUUGAGAUCACAUUCUAGUGUUUAGUGAUUAUGUGAAUUCCCCUGGAUAGCAUUAAAUGCCUAUUUGCCAUUUAUGGUAUAUUUCAUGUCAUUUUAUUGAAUAUCCUUUUUUGGCAACACAGUACUUUGCUAAUGUGACACAUGCAUGUGGUAGAAGAUUCAGAUAUAUGCCACACAAGUGCCCCCUCUGUUAAAAUUUGUUUUCUUCUAGGUUUUUUAAUUUUUUAAGUCUUUUGUUAACAAUUUGUAGUAGAUGACUUUUGAAAAUGGGAGAAUUUUUCCAUCACUGUGAGAAAAUGGUCCAAUAUUACAACCAUUAGUAGCAGAAUAGAAUCUUUACUGACAAUAGCAUACAGAAGGAAAACCAGCUCUUUUAUUAUAGAAGUAAGAGGGGAAUCCUUCAGGGGAAGGAUUGGGAACAUCUUUUUCUUUUUUGGGGGGUGCUGGGGAUUGAACCCAGGACCUUGUGCUUGUGAGGCAAGCACUCUACCAACUGAGCUAUCUCCCCAGUCCCCCCUGGGAGCAUCUUUCUGUAGAAUAAUUAAGUGUAAACUGUGUACCAUGGGUAACUGGACUAUGAUCUCUUUUCCAUCUUAUUUGCAGGUUCUAGGGUUGAUGUGGGAAAAUUAUAGUGGAAUUACUUUAGAGGAAUAAUUCCUUACUUCCCUUUACUUCAGCAUUGCAGAGUAUUGUGCAAGUAUAUUUGAAAAGACGGUGGCUGCUGAGGCUGGGGGGUUGGUACAGACAGUAGAGUUAAAAGAACCUAGCACAUAAUCUGUUCCCAAAAGUCAGAAUUAAUUAUUCAGAAGCAAACAGAUAAUCCUAGAGGAUUUUAUAGUUUAAAACACAAAAACUGAAAGUCACAGGUAAUACUCUUCAUUUCUUGUGUAUUUUCAACCCUUCCAUCAAGAAGUCAAACCCUUUGCUUAUUUGUUAACAUUUUAUUUCUUGUUGACUAGAAACUAUAAAAUAAAGAGGGAAAUAAAAACCUAAAGAUCUGAAAAAUCAAGAAACAAGCACAUCUGUCUCUGAACAAUAGAUUGAAUCUUCUAUAGAAAAAUGUAGAGGAAAAUUUUCUUCUCUUGGGUACUGGGAAUUGAACUCAGGGGGUGCUCUACCACUGAGCAAUAUCCCCAGUGCUUUUUAUUUUUUAUUUUGAGAAAGGGUCUCACUACAUCGUUGAGGGGCUCUUGCUAAUGUUGCUGAGGCUGGCCUUGAAUUGGCUAUCCUCCUGCCUCAGCCUACCAAGUCACUGGGAUUUAUUUUUUAAAAAAGACAAUUUUCCAAAAUUGAUGUCCAAGAUAUCAAGCUUCAUAUUCAAAAGGUUCUGUAACCCUGUUCAGAAUAAAUACCAAAAAAUUAUCUUAAACAUAUCAUAGUAAAACCAUUUAUGGCAGUUUUAUGACAUAGCUGUAAAUUAUUUGCCAUUCUCCCACUAAGAGUGGGACCUAUGUCCCUUCCCUUCAAAUCCACACGGGCUUGUCACUGGGACAAUCAGUAGAGCAGAAGUGGUGCUGUGUGCCUUCAGAGUUCACCUGGUUUGCUGGGAACAGGCCUUCACAGUCCUGAGCCACCUCUUCUGAAGUAUGACUACCUUCAGGCUUCGGUGCUGUAGGGAGCCCAAGACACAGGAAAGACCAAUUGCUGGGACACCUAUGUCACUGACAAGUGAGGUGAGACUGAAUCAUGUCUGCCCAGGUGCCAUAUAAUCCGAAAUAAAACUCAUAUGAUGCCAGAUUCAGACAUUUGAGUCUUCCUAGCAAAUGUCUCAAACACCCUGGAGCAGAGAAGAGCUGUCCUGAUCAAA